Messenger RNA from Asterias rubens (European starfish), 3758 nucleotides. RefSeq lists its product as uncharacterized. The transcript has 5 exons. The record is from RefSeq and is a predicted model, not a curated record. Lineage: Eukaryota; Metazoa; Echinodermata; Asteroidea; Forcipulatida; Asteriidae. The coding region runs from base 1 to 960 and encodes 319 amino acids.
AUGGCGACGUCCAUGACACAAACAGAAGCACAACGAGUGGCCUCUUUACCGAAACAGCAAGGAUGUUUAAUGCUAGCUCAAUAUCUCCAAUGGGACAUUGAUCUGAAUGAUGACGCCAAUAUGAGAGAAUCUAUUCUAUUAGAUUACCUUCAUGACACACUCAUGUUUGCUGUGGACCAUGGAUUCCCAUGGCUACAGGUUUGCAGCAUUGUGGACUUGGCUAGGGAGAUACAGCAACAAACUAUUGGUCAACCGCUUAGUUUUGCCAUCCAGCUAUACCGACAGAAAUCACUUGAGUAUGCCCACGAAGGUCGUAUCUCAGAUAAGAAUCUAAAGAUCUUCACUAGUCAUUUCUUUGCAACAUUCAUGAGGCACUACAAACUGUAUCAGUUUGUCUUUACUAAGCCACGUUUACCAAUGGUAACUCAACAUGAGCUGUGUGUGGAAACCCCGCCAGAUGUAUUUUCGCUCAAGGACAGUAAGCCUAAUCACAUCUGGGAGUACAAUCAGAAGCUGGCUUCUAUAGAGACUGAAGAGCAGGCAAGGAUGGAGGUCCUUCAGACUGAGAAAGAAAACUUACUCCAACAAGAACCUGGCUCAGAAAAACCUCUCUCUCUUUUAAAUAACUCUGAGGUACCAAUUGAACGAGAGAAUCUUUCCCAAGUGAUUAAGGAGGCAGUGAACCUUCAAGGAAACUACACAGAGCGGCUUCUUCAAGCCCAAGUAGAAGAGGUUCAGGAAGAUCUGGAUUAUUACUUUGAGAAAACCGCCCUACCACGCCCUGCAGCCCUCGGCCCACCUCCACGAACCAAGUCCCCGCCUCGUGUACCUCCGAAGAAUAAAACUGCCAGCAUUAAAAGUGGCGUUGCAGAUGGGAAAAAGAAGUCACUCGGGAGUGAGCUGUCGAAAGGAUCAGCUAAGUCGUCACGGUCAAAGACACCGAAAUCGGUCAAAAGCUAAGAGCAUAAAUUCAUUCAUGUUUCUCGUUUUGUCUUUCAAAAUUAUCUAUUGAGGAUACUGAAUGUCAGGCAUGGAAUUAAACAUAGGCCAUGGCCACCAGUGUCCCUGGUCUUGGCCUUGGUGCCCCUUCAAAUGUUCCCAUUGACUUUAAGAUUUUCCAAUGGAAGUGCCCUUUGCAAAAUGAAAAUGGUCUUGCCCUUUGAACGAAAUUCCAGGCCUGGGAUGUUUAUCUUGGUUCGACCAUCUUGGUUUUUUUUCAACUGAUAUUAAAGCAAUCACAUUGAAGCUGUGAGGGCAAAUAGUCUGGCCCCCUUAUUGAUAAAGUGUGUAUUAGUAUUAUUGCAUGUAGGGAAUAAGACCAAGGUGGCCAAUAUGCAAUACUUCACAUAUCAGCUCAUUUUGAACUGAACAGUAACAAGUUAUUUUAAGAUAAACGACAUUGGCACAAUUGUUUUAUUUAUUGACUUUGUAUUAAGUAAUCAGUCAACAAGAACAUUCACUCAUUUUAACACAGUAUUUAAGUUGUAGAUGAAAACUUUAUUUAGCGUCAACAAUUUUACUUACUUUUUUUUUUGUCGUCCAGACAUUUAACACAGUUAUCCUUUGAUAGAGAACAUUCGCCUGUGUGAACAGUUUAGCAACAAUGCCCAAAUCAGCAGCAAAAGGCAGUGAGGUUUUUUUUCUAUUUCCAAUCAACCAAAAGUCACAAAAUUGAUCAUGUCUGGACUUGAUCAUUUAAUAUUUUAGUAUACUUCAGAUUAUUUCCUUAAAAACAAAACAAAUGUAGAGCGGGAUAAAGCCCUGCUCAAAAUUCCUGCGAAUGCAAAUGCGAAGCAAAUUUUUACGUCGCAGGGCUGUUUUCGCAGCCAAUGUUUCACAGGAGUUGAACACAGUUCAACUGUUUCAAAUUAUUCACUGAUAAUUUGUGAUGGAAGGAUGACCCAGGCUUCACACAGGAAAGCAUGGUCUCUAUUGGGUUUAUCUUGCAUGUGUUUGCAAUUUGUUUUUAUGUACUUCGAAGAGUUAUAUUAUUGUUAGUAAUUUUGUUAUACAAAUGUCACCAAUUCGUUUUAAUUUAUUAUUUGUCUUUCACUCAUUUCAUGGUUUAACGAUAACUCACUAUUACACUUCACCAACUUAUACUGCACAGCAGAGAGGGUUCUAAAGAAAUAUUAUUGCUGGUAAUUUUUAAAUGCAAAUAUCACCAAUUUGUUUUAAUUUCUCAUUUGUUUUUCACUUAUUUCAUUGUUUAACAAUAACUCACUAUUAAAUAUCACCAACUUUCACAAAGACUUUAUAAAUAUUUAACGAUAAAAUGUAUAUAUAUUUACUUGAUUUUCAAGUUUAUUUAUCUUCCAAAGUUAACUACACAAAGAUUUAAAAUUGUAAAGAAAUGUGUAAAAUGAACACUUUAAUUGUCAGAAAUGCUUGAUGCAUCUUGGUGAAUAAUUGAACCAACCACCCAUAAAAAGAUGAUUCAAUAUGUCUUGUUUCUCUUGGUACUCGUUAUAGAGUAGCUAAUCACAAAACAUGUUUGCUUACAGUAUAGCAGCGUAUCAUUCAUGACACUGUUAGCGGACUGUGUUAGUUCACAAAGUUAAGAGGAAAACCACACAAUUUCAAGGGGUAUUUGUUUCAAUCAUUAUAUUCUACUUUUAAACAUCUUUCCAAAGCAUCCAAUCAGAAAGUCACCUAGACCCAUUUUCAUAGAGCUGCUUAACGACCGAAGCGCUGCUAAAUCAUAAGCACAUGAAAGUGCAUGCUAACCUUCCGGUGCUUACUGCAGGAAAAUGAAUGACGUCACAAUGUAAAUCUAUUGUGAACGCUCAAGACAGCUGAAGCACUGCUAAAUCAUAAGCACAUGAAAGUGCAUGCUAACCUUCUGGUGCUUACUGCAGGAAAAUGAAUGACGUCACAAUGUAAAUCCAUUGUGAACGCUCAAGACAGCUGAAGCACUGCUAAAUCAUAAGCACAUGAAAGUGCAUGCUAACCUUCUGGUGCUUACUGCAGGAAAAUGAAUGACGUCACAAUGUAAAUCCAUUGUGAACGCUCAAGACAGCUGCCUUAUUUUCUUGCUCACUUGUGAAAUACUUUUACACCUUAGCAAGUUUUUCUGUUAUAGUAAGCAAAAUUUUGUCCUUACCGUUGAGCAGCGCUAAAUGCAAACUGGGCCCUGUUUGCCAAGCAGCCAACUCACAACAUGCAUCAAGAGAUUAAAUGACAAAUUUUCAUGUAUAUAGCUUUUUCCAACUCAGGGAGUUUCUUGCAUUUAUCACUAAAUCACAUGUGUAUGUUUUGGAUGUAUUAUACUCCUUUAUAAUAAAACUUCAUUUGAAUUCUAUUGUUGAAAAGCACAGUUGAGUUUACUUAUUAUUUGUAGUAUGUGUUUAAAAAUUCACAAAGACCAAACGCCAAUUUUAUGGAUUUUAUGGAUAAGUUAAUCACAAAAGAAUUUUGUUCACCAGAAAAAAGGGUUGUCAGCCACUAUGCUGUAGCAGUAUACCGCUAGUGACACUGUUGUGCUGAAAUUUAAGAAAACUUAGCUUGUCAAUUCUUUGGCCUUAAUAUCAUUCAUAACCAUUGCACCUUAAAAAUGUUCCCACAGACCAAGAUUUUUCAACGAUUUUCCCUUUGCAAAAUGAAAAUGGCCUUGCCCUCUCAAAGAUGAAAUUCCAGGCCUGAAGCCCUAAAUCUUUAUCAGCAGGUUUUUGAUAAUCAAAUCGCAGGCCUGAUACUUCACGGAGGCAACGAAGGCGAUUGCCUCCGUGUCCCCUGGUCAUUGCCUUGGUGCCCUAGAA